This is a messenger RNA of Aplysia californica (California sea hare), 1507 nucleotides long. RefSeq names its product universal stress protein PHOS32. Lineage: Eukaryota; Metazoa; Mollusca; Gastropoda; Aplysiida; Aplysiidae. The record is from RefSeq and is a predicted model, not a curated record.
UCAUCAUCACCACCACCACCAACACCUGGACAGAUACACCGGCAAGGGCAGUGAGGCCACAGGCAAGAGAGUGGUCAUCGGGGUGGACGGCAGCGAACACUCCAACUACGCUUGUGAUUGAAAGUACGUGUUUGACCGCGAGGUGGUUGACCUGAAGCUGAAGGAGGGCGAGGAGCAAGUACACCAUGACCUGGAGAAGUUCAAGGAAAAACUGCUAAAGCACAAGGCUCAUGGAAAAGUUCGGGCUGUGUCGGCCAAGAACCCAGGUGACGCCAUCUUGAAAACGUCAGAGGAGGAAGCGAGUGACCUCAUUGUGAUUGGCUGUCGUGGUCGCAGCUCUCUGAGGAGAACCAUUCUGGGCACCGUCAGCGACUACAUCGUUCACCAUGCCGCUGUGCCCGUUGUGGUGUGCAGAUACAAGACAUCCCGCAGAAAGUCCAGUGCAAUCACGGCUCCAAACCCUGAGGAGUUGUGCGUUAAGUAGUUCACAGAGAUGGCUGUUCAUGGCCUUCUUUCUGUGUACAGCCUCACACUUACAGCUUCGAUACUUGGUCCAAAUCCAUAUCUAAAAUCUUGUGUACCUUUGUUUUUCCCACUAAGGGAAAUUGUUAAAUGCAGAGUAGGUCACACAAAGCCUUGCAAAUGGUUGGCUUUGUUGUAAAUUAUUUCUGUUUAUGUAACGUGGAUGCCGGAGCUAAACUACAAACGUUGACUGAUACUCGGCAAGGCGAAAUAUUCAACAUCCAUGCUUCCUUCACUGUGUAUAACUUAUAGAAAGACUUAACGCUCACAACAUAUUUGAAAAUCGUGCAUAUUGUACCUUUAGUCUUUAAUCAGAAUUCUGUGUGUUGUAUUAUGCAAUGCAUUAUUUGGUUACCUGUGUCAUAUAGACUUUUUUUUUGGCUUUGCUUUUUUUUCUUGAUUUUUGUUUGUUUGUUCCAAAACCUCAUUUCGAUUAUUGAAAAAAAAAUGGCUGACCAUGCGUGUAACUGAUAUAGGAAAGACAAUCUACUUUUGUACUACAUCUCACAGAGUUCCCUGCUCUCUCGAUAAAAUAAUAUCGAACCAAAAGGCCUAGUGAUUAGGCACCGCAAAGUUGUUGCAUAUUAAAAAAAUAGACCUUGCUUUUCUCAAUCACAUAAGCGAAAUGAACUACGAAAUGAACCUUGUAUAAAAAAAUCAAUUCCCUGAUGUUGCACAGAUUAUAGUUAAGUGGUGAGCGGCAAUCCACUACUAACUGCUUUCCGCUUUAGAUGAAAAUAUUAAAUGACCAAAGACAUAGAAACGAAAUCGAUAGAAAAAACAAAAAAAAACUUUAUCUUACUUCUAACGAAGUGAUUCUGCUGCCAAUAUUUAUGUUAUAGUUAUUGUCUUAAUGUGCUCAUUAUUUACUUGUCUAUCCGUACACAGUUUGUUAUGUGCCUACGUUACUCUUAUUGAUAUCAACACGUCCCCAGUGCAUAAUCGGAAAAAGUGAAAGACAAUAAAAGUAUAAUUAAACAAUAAA